Molecule: messenger RNA, 2592 nt
Organism: Symsagittifera roscoffensis
Lineage: Eukaryota; Metazoa; Xenacoelomorpha; Acoela; Convolutidae
Product: kinesin-like protein KIF13A
Exons: 14
Coding region: 253-2427 (724 amino acids)
Biological process (GO): microtubule-based movement; monoatomic ion transport
Cellular component (GO): membrane
Molecular function (GO): microtubule binding; microtubule motor activity; ATP binding
Source: RefSeq, a predicted model, not a curated record
AGAUGGAUUAAUGAUGACGUCGUCUGCAUCUGGAGGCUCGUCCAGCAAAGUGAAGGUGGCUGUUCGGGUGCGUCCAUUCAACAAACGAGAAAUUGAGUUGGAGACGGAAUGCGUGGUCAAAAUGGACGGAAAUUGUACUAUGUUAUUGGCUCCAAAUGUAAAUAAUAGAGACAAAAAUGACCGAGAUUUUUCUUCGACAGUUGUUUCGAUUCAAUAGACCCACUCUCUACCAACUACAGCGAUCAAGCGACAAUGUUCGAAGAUCUUGGACUGGAUCUCUUGGAGAACGCAUUCCAAGGGUACAAUGCAUGCAUAUUUGCAUACGGACAAACCGGCUCUGGAAAAAGUUACACUAUGAUGGGAUCCCAUUCGGCUGACUUAGGCAUUAUUCCGAGAUUGUGCCACGAACUGUUCUCUAAGAUAUGCUGUAACUCUAACGACUGUCUGCAGUUUAAGGUGGAGAUGUCCUAUAUGGAGAUAUACAAUGAAAAAGUGCAUGAUCUGCUGGAUCCACGGAGCGGGAAAUCCAAUCUAAAAGUGAGAGAGCACAAGAUUCUUGGACCGUAUGUAGAUGGACUGUCAAAAUUAGCAGUCACUUCGAGUGAGGAUAUCUAUGAUCUGAUUGAGGUCGGCAACAGGUCAAGAACAGUGGCUGCCACCAACAUGAACUCGGAGAGCUCCCGGUCACACGCGGUGUUCACUAUAUUCCUGUCACAACAGAUCACAAAUAAACAGAUGACCGGAGAGAAGGCGAGUAGAAUAAGUCUCGUAGACUUGGCUGGUUCAGAAAGAGCUACGAAAACAGGAGCAGCUGGCGACAGAUUGAAAGAGGGCAGCAAUAUCAACAAAUCUCUGACAACUCUUGGAUUGGUCAUCUCAGCCCUGGCGGAACAGGCAGCCAAUCAGGGAAGGAAAAAGCCGGUUUUUGUUCCCUACAGAGACUCGACCCUCACUUGGCUACUUAAAGACAGUUUGGGCGGGAACAGCAAGACAGUGAUGAUAGCGACGAUCAGUCCGUCGGCUGACAACUACGAUGAGUCCCUCUCUACACUGCGCUACGCAGACAGGGCGAAGAGGAUAGUAAACAAUGCUGUCAUCAAUGAAGAUCCGAACGCCAGGAUCAUUCGCGAGUUACGCGAAGAAGUAGAAAAGCUGAGACGCCAGCUGGCGGAGGCGCUGAGACGAAACCGGAAACCAAGUGUGAACUCGUCAAAUCUGGGCACAGAAACAGGCAGUGCGUCCAGAGACGAGUCAGGCAUAUUUGACAUGUUGGGCGGCGUUUGUGAUGGGGAACUGGCCAAUGCACUGAGAGACCAGUUGGCGGAGUCGGAGAGAUUGGUGGAGCAGAUGUCACUUAGUUGGGAGGAGAGAGUUGAGAUGUCGGAAGAAAUAUCCAAGAACCGACAAGAGACAAUGGGGUUGUCAAUGUCAGGGAAGAGUUCAGACGGAGAGUGGGAGGAGGAAACAGAAACUGAAUCACAGUCACGCAAACAGCAACCAGGUCCUCUAAAGAACAGGAGAAACAAGGUGGCAUUCAGCAACAGGAACUUCAUCGUCAACCUCAACUCUGACCCCUUCUUAAACGAGAUGCUCAUUUACCCGCUCAAGCGCUCUUUGUUAUCUAAUUUCGGUUGGAGUUUGUUUAAGGUGAUUGACUUCCAAUUACUCAACUACACAUUGGAGUUCUCGACAGGGGCCUUCUCUGAUCUGGAGAUCGAGUUCGUAUUCAAGCGGGAUCUUCUCUAUUUCAUCUUGCAGAGCUAUAUCCCCAGCACCUUGAUCGUCGUCUGCUCUUGGGUUGCAUUUUGGAUCAACCGGGAAGGUAUCCCCGGUCGAGCUUGUCUCUCAAUAACCACAGUUCUCAGUCUCAUUACACUCAUUGGAUCCACAAACGCCAAACUGCCCAACGUAUCUGCUGUCAAAGCCCUCGACGUCUACUUCGGGAUCUGCUUCGGAUACGUCUUUGGGGGACUCCUCGAAUUCGCAACUGUCAUCUAUCUGGGAUCCAAAGAGAAGAAAUUAGCUGCUCAGAUCAAAGAAAAACGGGAGAAGCAAAAAGAAUACCUGUCAACAAUCAACAGCAUAAGAAGCAUGAAUCUCAUCCAAGAUCUGGACCCUAUCCUUGCAACUGAGAUGCUUAAGGAAUCCGCGGUCGCCUCGUCGGUGGGAGUCCCGACAUCGCCGAUCGCAAAGAGCACUCUAGCUCUAACAGCUGAAGUCGGAUUGUCGUCAAGCACUCGGCUUCUUAGCCCGAUUACUAGUGCGGACAUAAUACAGCCACCGACUCAGAAGUUGUCCCGAUGGACAGCUUCCAGGAUCGAAGUAUACUCCCGAAUUUGGUUUCCAACCUCGUUUGUCACACUUUUCGCAUUCUACUGGUUCUACUAUUACGUCAUGAAAGCCGAUUACUACUUAAAGAAAGAAUAGAAAAACAUGAAAAAUGAAACGUUCUUUAUUAUUCGAUUAUUGUUUCUCCAAUUUACCAUAGAAAUUGGACUAUAAAAGAAUUUCACGAUAAAGAAAACUUUAAUUUGAAUGAAAAAGUUGCUAUGGUUAAUAAUUUAUCCUUUUGUAAUUGAUAGAAGUUCAAAA